AUGAUAUCCGGCCUUGACGGUCUUACACGUCACCGGCCUUCUAAUCCCAUUACCCAAACAGAGACCAAGCAAGAAAACAUGUCACCCCCAGGGCCCUUGCCCUCGUCCUCGGGACAGGUGGUGCUGGGAGGCGACGCGAAGCUCCCAGCGCACUUGCUGGAGCUCUUAGAGGAAUGGCACAAAGAGCACCCAACAGAUCCAGCGCCUCCAUGCUACCACCGAAAAAACUCAGUCUCAAUGCAGGAGCUUCUUGCCACAACAAAGGUCUUCUCUCGCAAUUUUGAAGAACUGGAACCCUGUGUCGAGAUCACAGUGGAGAAACCCGUGCGCUAUAAAGCGCUGUGGCUGUCGGUUCCUGAUGGCGACAAGACCGGCGUGUUUGUGAAGAACUGGAGCUGGGGCAGACGGCGAACUUUUCUGAAAAAGUGGCGUGGAGGCUACGACUUUCAAGACGAGCCGAUCGCUGUGCGGCAGGGCAAGCUGCUCGAUGGCUCCUUUGGAGAAGCCCCGGACCAGGAGAUGUGGGAGACUGUUACCAAGCGAAGCCUGCAAAGCAUAACCGCACAAACGCCAGAAAGUUCUUCCAACGCAAAGCGCCGUCGGAUAGAGUCUGACGCUGAGCAAUCAACAAGUAGUGGCGAAGACAUUCCUGCUUCUUCUGGGCCAUCAAAGCAACUAAGACAGUCGAUCCAGAGUGCCUCAAGGCAAUCAAAGCAAUCAAGGCCAUCUGUUACCGCUACGGCAGAUGAAGACUCCGGUAGCAGCGUAUCUGGACUUGAUUCGCAAUCUGAUUCUGAAUCUAAUUCGGACGAGCCGCUCGCUGGAUCUAUAUCUCGUAAGGCCUCGAAAAUGCCCUCUUCAACCCAAUCAGGCAUACGGAGUUUGGUGAACGAAGCUACAGCCUCAAACCCACAGCCAAAUAACAACAACCCAACAAGACACACCCCUCGCCAAUCCAACAACAGCAAUACUCAAACCUCGACACGACCCCCGAGACAGUCCCACAUCGGCACUCUCACUCCAGUAACCGCCACAGACUCGGUAACAACUCCCACUGCCGAAAAUCGCAAUAGCCGAAGCGGCAUACGAUUCAAACUCAUCGUACCCCGAACAAAAAUGGUGCGCGAUCUGCGCGUCGAAGACGAUGAAGAUACCCCAGAGUAUCUAUUCAACCAGACGAAAGAUUUCUUUCGUCGCUACGAUCGAUUAAUCGGCACGCCGGUUUUGGAGUGUGUCGUUGACGGCGAGAUGGAGUGCCGAUGCAUCUACAAUGCCAAGGAGCUUGGCUACUUUCUAGAAGAGCUUCGCGAGCGAGGAGGACCUAUCAAGGUGACGAUCACGCAAACUGCUUGA
Messenger RNA from Talaromyces rugulosus, 1353 nucleotides. RefSeq lists its product as uncharacterized. The transcript has a single exon. Lineage: Eukaryota; Fungi; Ascomycota; Eurotiomycetes; Eurotiales; Trichocomaceae. The record is from RefSeq and is a predicted model, not a curated record. The coding region runs from base 1 to 1353 and encodes 450 amino acids.